AACAACAUUUCAACAACAAACAAACACUAAUCACACAAAGAAAACAAACGCGAUUCUUUCUUUCUUUCUUUCUUCCCCCAAUGCCAUAUAACUAACUGCAUUUCCAAACGCAAACGCAAACGCAAAACGCAGAAUAAGCGAUUCUAUAUUCAAACUUAUUUUCCAUAAUCGCGUUUCUCAAUUCACUUAUGGCUGAUUCAACACCUACCGAUUCCGUGUCGGUGGAUAUUGAUUCCAUCUCUCCUUCACCUAAGGAGCAUAUUAUCAGAACAUGUCAUGGUUCUGUCUCUGUUGCUGUGUAUGGGGACCAGGACAAACCAGCUCUAAUCACCUAUCCUGAUUUGGGUUUAAAUUACGUCUCCUGCUUUCAGGGGUUAUUAUUUUGUCCAGAAGCAUAUUAUUUGCUGCUCCACAAUUUUUGCAUAUAUCACAUUAGUCCACCUGGGCAUGAGUUGGGAGCAGCUGCAAUUGAUCCAGAUUAUCCUGUUCUAUCUGUAGAUGACUUAGCGGAUCAAAUAGCUGAGGUGCUUAACUUUUUUGGUCUUAAUGCAGUUAUGUGUAUGGGAGUAACUGCCGGGGCUUACAUUCUUACCUUAUUUGCUAUGAAAUAUCGACAACGUGUUCUUGGUUUGAUACUUGUUUCUCCUCUAUGUAAAGAACCAUCUUGGUCUGAAUGGUUGUACAACAAGGUCAUGUCAAAUUUACUGUACUUUUAUGGCAUGUGUGGGGUGGUGAAGGAAAUAUUGCUGAAGCGGUAUUUUAGCAAGGAAAUCCGCGGUGGUACUCAAUUUCCGGAGUCAGAUAUAGUCAAAGCAUGCCGAAGGUCUUUGGAUGAGAGGCAAAGCUUGAACGUGUGGCGGUUCCUUGAAGCUAUUAAUGGGAGACCUGACCUAAGUGAAGGAUUGAGAAACCUACAUUGCCGGUCACUAAUUUUUGUUGGGGAUAUGUCUCCAUAUCACUCAGAGUCACUCCAUAUCACUAAAAAGUUAGACAGACGAUUCAGUGCCUUAGUUGAGGUUCAAGCAUGCGGGUCAAUGGUAACAGAGGAGCAGCCCCAUGCUAUGUUAAUACCAAUGGAGUACUUUCUCAUGGGGUAUGGUCUGUACAGGCCAUCCAGGAAGAGUGUCAGCCCAAGAAGUCCCUUGAGUCCAUCUUGUAUUUCUCCUGAGCUUUUUUCACCUGAGAGUAUGGGUUUGAAAUUGAAACCUAUAAAGACUAGAAUUACUGGGGAAAUUUAAAAGUGGAUGAAUAACGAUGGUUGGUUGGCAAUUUGCUUCCCCGUCCGAUCUGUUUAUGAAACAAGUUCAUUUUUCUAUGAUUAGAAUGGGAAAUAUGAUGAAAUAGGGAAUGUCCUAUGGUUGUAGAUAAUGGAAUAUAAGGAAAUAAGAAAUCAACAAAAGGAAAGAAAAGGCAAGAGUUUAGAAGAAAUGAACAGAUAGUAAUUCAUUUAUUUGUAAUCAUAGAUUUUAGUCAAUGAGUCUGAAGCAUGAAGUUGACAGCUUCAGAAUUGUUUUUUUUUUUUUUUUUUUUUUUUGUAUUUUCUUUUGCUAAAGGAAGUUGUGAGUACAAUUGUAAAGCAAACAUGGAGGCAUAAAUAGUCUAUCCCCUAGCAAACAUGGGGCAUAAAUAGUCUAUCCCCUACUUUGAAAAAGAAGUUGUCGGCAAUCGACGUAUUUUUCACUGUCUAUAUAUUUUAUUGGCUGUUUUGUCUA
This is a messenger RNA of Medicago truncatula (barrel medic), 1712 nucleotides long. RefSeq names its product protein NDL2. Lineage: Eukaryota; Viridiplantae; Streptophyta; Magnoliopsida; Fabales; Fabaceae. The coding region runs from base 189 to 1238 and encodes 349 amino acids. The record is from RefSeq and is a predicted model, not a curated record. The transcript is spliced from 11 exons.